Molecule: messenger RNA, 786 nt
Organism: Empidonax traillii (willow flycatcher)
Lineage: Eukaryota; Metazoa; Chordata; Aves; Passeriformes; Tyrannidae
Gene: CDC20B
Product: cell division cycle 20B
Biological process (GO): positive regulation of ubiquitin protein ligase activity; positive regulation of anaphase-promoting complex-dependent catabolic process; anaphase-promoting complex-dependent catabolic process
Cellular component (GO): anaphase-promoting complex
Molecular function (GO): protein binding; ubiquitin ligase activator activity; anaphase-promoting complex binding
Source: RefSeq, a predicted model, not a curated record
AUGUCCCUCUGGAUGUCAUCCUGUAUUUCAGAUUGGCACUUGAGGGAGAUUGAAACAAGAAAUAGGUAGAAAAAUAUGUUUGGCCACCUGUCUGUAAUUGGAGCUCUGAACUAGAAUCGUUAUAUUCUGAGCAGUUUUAAUGUAAGUAAUAUCCAUAGAAAGACAGGAAAAGAAAAUACAGCGCAAGUUUCUAUUCAUCACCAUGAUGUUCCCCACCAUGUUGUUACUUUUUACCAGAACAAACGAGGCAUUUGCAGCCUGAAAUGGUUACUAACCAACCAGUUGCUGGCAGGUGGGUCUAGUGGUGGUAUACUGAAUAUCUGGCAUGACCCUAGUGGAAAAUUGCAGUCACGGCCACUGAAAACCAUACCUAUUCCUCUGCAGUUAAAGACUAUAAACUGGUGCCCUUGGCAGACUAAAGUCCCUACCACAGGAGGUGGAAUGAAAAAUGGCAUUUUCAUUGUCUGGGAAAUAAAAUGUGGGGAAGUUAUCCAAAGUGCAGCUACAGAUUCUCAGAAUUUUAAAUUUCAAUGGAUUUGUUCCUUACUCUGGUUACCCAAAACCAGUGAACUGAUGAUGGGACAAGGCCUUCUUGGAAAUCAGACAAAAAUAUGGAAAUAUCCUAUGCUUUUCAAUUCACCAGAAUGCUAUGGUCACAAAAGGAGAGUCUUGCAUAUAGCCCUUAGCCCAUAUCAGAACAAGCUCCUUUCUGCUGCAUGGAUGGGAUGGUGUCUGUGGAAAUGCCAAGAAUCUGUAGAGAGCAAACACAGCAGCAAGGCCUUUUAA